AUGCCGAUGUUCUUAGUGAACACCAACGUUCCUCUCUCCGAGCUCACUCAGCAGCUGGCGCCGGCCACUGGCAAGCCAGCGCAGUACAUCGCGGUGCACGUGGUCCCGGACCAGCUCAGGGCCUUCGGGGAUCAACCGAGGCGUGCGCACCUCUGCAGCCUGCACAGCAAAAUCGGCAGCGCACAGAACCGCACCUACAGCAAGGUGCUGUGUGGCCUGCAGGCCAAGCGCCUGCGCGUCAGCCCCGACAGGAUCCACAUCAACUACUAUGACAUGAAAGCGGCCAUGUUGGGUUGGGGGUCUUCCUCU
This is a messenger RNA of Chrysochloris asiatica (Cape golden mole), 309 nucleotides long. RefSeq names its product macrophage migration inhibitory factor-like. The transcript is spliced from 2 exons. Gene Ontology annotation, molecular function: cytokine activity; phenylpyruvate tautomerase activity. NCBI's taxonomy places the organism in Eukaryota, Metazoa, Chordata, Mammalia, Afrosoricida, Chrysochloridae. The record is from RefSeq and is a predicted model, not a curated record. The annotation marks the transcript as partial.